This is a messenger RNA of Camelina sativa (false flax), 575 nucleotides long. Its product is annotated as general transcription and DNA repair factor IIH subunit TFB5. Lineage: Eukaryota; Viridiplantae; Streptophyta; Magnoliopsida; Brassicales; Brassicaceae. Gene Ontology annotation, cellular component: transcription factor TFIIH core complex; transcription factor TFIIH holo complex. The record is from RefSeq and is a predicted model, not a curated record. Gene Ontology annotation, biological process: nucleotide-excision repair; transcription initiation at RNA polymerase II promoter; transcription by RNA polymerase II.
CCUUUUUGAGUGAUGUAUGUAACGGGGGAUGUUCAAGACACUUGAGAACUUAAAGAAGAGUUCAGAACCUUCGGUUUCAGUUUUGUAAUUUGGUUAUCUGAUAAAGCUAACCCUCGUCCUUCACUGUGACAAUCGGAGGAUUUUGGUUAUAAAGGUAUUUAUCGUUUACAAUGGUUAAUGCAAUCAAAGGAGUGUUCGUCUCCUGUGAUAUCCCGAUGACACAGUUCAUAGUGAACAUGAACAAUUCGAUGCCUCCGUCUCAGAGAUUCAUAAUACAUGUACUUGAUAGCACUCACUUGUUUGUGCAGCCACAGGUUGAGCAGAUGAUUCGCAGUGCUAUUUCUGAUUUUAGAGAUCAAAACUCUUACGAGAAGCCCACUUCUUAGAUCACAUCAUCAUCAGAAUCACAACACUUGCUUCUGUUAUUUUAUUCUUCCAUCUCUGCUUGUGUGAUUUGAUCACUUUGUCACUCUUUUUGAUGAAUAAACACGAACACACACGUUUGCUUCGUUAUCGACAUUGUAAGAUAUUUGAGACUGUUUCUUAAAAUACCAAUGCUUCCGGUUUAUAUUGAA